Molecule: messenger RNA, 3120 nt
Organism: Ectocarpus sp. CCAP 1310/34
Lineage: Eukaryota; Phaeophyceae; Ectocarpales; Ectocarpaceae
Source: the annotation of a GenBank genome assembly
AUGUAUCUGUUAAGAUGUAUCACGAUAUCGAACAUUGGAUUUUUCGACAUCAACGACAAGCACGUGGAAAAAGCGGUUUCACAAGACACGUUGUUCAUCCAUGGCAAUACGCUCAGUGGUGGGAGUGUCGCGUCUCUCCCCGUGAAGCAUGCGCAUAGACCACGUCACAGCAGCAGCAACUGCACUGAUGCUUGUGGUUCAAGAACCUCCGCCGGGAACUCGGCAGGUAUCUCUACAAUCUGCGACGAAAGCUGCUCUGUGAAAUGGUCAUCGACAGGACCACGCUUCGGGGGUCACAACUGUGGUGCAGGUAACGCUUCACAGUAUGGCAGCAACUGUCGGCUUUGCUACACCAACAGUGAGGAGGCCUCGACCGCAGAAAGCAUGCUUGCGUUGUCCUCCGUAGAUACCUUGGCGUCGGAUGCCCAUGUCGUCAUGUGCGGCACGAGGAACCCACCCUCAGGUCCAAGCUGCUCUGCUGGGUGCGAGAACACCAUCGACACGGUGUGUGACUAUCGUUGUGGAAGUGGGCUCUACGGCGAUCUUCACUGCAACUGGAGAGGUCUUGGAAAGACGUGUCGUCUGUGCUUCCACGAUGAUUCAGCGGCUUAUCUUGCUGAUGAAGCCGUAAAAGCUCAGGGUGGACGGGUGAUCCUAUGCAACACCCUUGAGCCCCCACGUUCUAUUGGGUCUGAAGCGGAGGCAAGGAGAAACAAUUCUGGGGGUGGCAGACUUGCUUCCUCCAUCCCGGAGAAUGACGAUCCAAUCGGUUGGCAGACGAACGGUACUAUUAGCGAUCCUGUCCCCACGGUUCUCUCCAGCAGCAUGGGUGGUCAAAUGUGCGCGUUCAUGCGUGGCUACUUCGAAUUCUUGUCUGAGACGAUAAUCUCAGUGCGCAGCGUUCUGGAUUUCAUGCCGGCGAUGCGCGUGGCGAUUGUAACGCAUCCAAGAGACUUCCAUGUGUUCAACAGGUCAGAGUCCUUCGCCCUUUCCAUGAGGCUAACCCUAGCCCCAAGCCGAAUCGGACCGCCGAACGAGUUUCCCAAACAAUCGGUUGAGUUCGGCCAUCUGCAACACGUAUCGAUUGGAAAUUCGUCGAGCGUAGAGUAUGGCUCUCUAAUGGCAGACCAGCUUUGUGGCAACGGAACAAGGUUGAUCUAUUACAUGGAAGUCGGGCAGGUCCUCAGCCGCACCUUCACACUCAAGGGCACACAUACCGCUCGGCAAGAGUUGAUCGUGUCUUUCGCCGACGCACGCGACGUUCACCCAGAGAAUGUACGACGCGCGAUGGGCAGCACCGUUCUUUUAGGGUUCCCUGCGCCGACAUUUACCCACGGAAGUGACCUAAUUCUUCCCGCUGAAACAAACGGACAACUUCGCGCGUUGUUGGGCACGAAAACACGCCAAGGGAGGAGACUAGAAGCUGGUCUCCACGGCGCUGAACUUGACGUGGAGGACCUCUACGCUUACCUAGCGUCGGUGGCCGACCUUCACAGAGAAUCAACAUCGAUUUACGUCCCGGAGGUGCUCGCGGCCUUGGCGUACCUCCAAAUGCCAGGGGAGGUGCAUUUCGUCAAUAUUCGUGCGUGGAGUCGGGAGAACCUUUUUUCGGUUCCUUCCAUCUGGGACAUUCCCAUGGUGAAGCCUCGUUUUGGCUGCUCCUUCGAUACGGCUCUAAGCCUGAUGGGGUAUCGCAUGGACGACUUUAUCGCCAAUGAGCUCGAGGCGUUCAAGUGGGGGGCAAAGUGUGAGCUCGGGUUUAAAUCGGUUAAGGCCUCAGACUUGGAAGUCAAGGUUGACUGGGAAUUCGGGGCAGAGGGAGCAAACGUGCCUGUACGGAAACUGGCGGGCUGCAACAUCUCUGUGAUGUACCGGACGUUCUCUGGAGAUGCGAGACUGUUCAACAUGUCAAUCGCUACGGUCAUUGAGCGCUUUCCAAGCGCUUUGGAAGUGGUGGCCGUCGUAGUGGAAGCUGACGUGGCGCUCUUCGAGGGUAUUGUCAAGCCUCUCCGGGCCACAGCACCAUUUCCCAUUCGCGUUGUCGCGGAGCCACAGCUAAUGGACGGCAACAUUCAGCAAAAAUACUCAAAGCUGAGGGCCGACUUGUACACGAAAGGAGACUACAUCUUGCACAUGGACUCGGACGUGGUCAUGUUCGAGGAUCUGACUUAUCGGCACAUAUUUCAUCUCCGCAAACCUGUUCUACCCUUCCGCCGAUACAGAAACGAAACAGGAGUGGAAGGGCUGACGACGAUCAUGUGCUGGCAGAACGGGACGUCGUUUGCGAUUGGAGAGGACGUCGUGCACGAGUUUAGUAUCUUCAACACCCACGUGUACCCCCGAUCGAUGUACCCAGCUGCUCGAACGUUCAUCGAGCAGCAUCACGGCAUGGCUUUCGUCGACUUCAUGUCUACCAGGCGCGGCAGUUGCCUUCACCCGAACAACAUGGCAAAGUUGACAAUGGACGAGCGAAGGCUGAUGUUUUCAGACUUCAACUACAUGGGGGCAUAUCUGUGGUACCACAUGCAUGAUGCGGUCUAUUGGCUGGCCGCGGACCCAUACGACACUCGGCCAGACGAUUGGCGUCCUGACAUCAUUCAGUACGCAUGGGUCUGCCAGGCAAACGGACGUCAUGUCCCCAGUGAUGCAGAAGGCCUUAAUCAGUACCUCGGCGACUACCGCAUGGUCAAAACUAUCACUCAGUGUGAGAUAGUGAAAGCACAUUGGAAAAAAGGUUCGAUGAAAUCUCCGGCCACACGACCUAAGAUUGACACGGAUUCAAAAGAAUGGGCCGCUUCCGCCUCGUCUGACAUUACACCGAACGCAUAGGACGGGAAUCUUUCCGACAACCACGGCGAGGAUAUGAUGUAAGGACAUUUUUGUAGGGUUUGAAGGAAGUGGAGCGGGUAGUACGCGAGGAAUCAAAUAACUCAAAAACGUAUCGAGCACGCUAGUUGUCGAUGAAAAACGUGGAGGGAGGAAAGUGUUCCAGAACCCCAGACCUUUUGGGUGGGAUGUUGGACUUGUAGUUCAAGUAUCAAAGCGGAGUGCAUUGGAAACGAUGCCGAAGGGGCGGAUGUAUCAGCUCAAGGGUAUGCGAGGUGUCGCUGGACUCAGCCG